Molecule: messenger RNA, 1123 nt
Organism: Punica granatum (pomegranate)
Lineage: Eukaryota; Viridiplantae; Streptophyta; Magnoliopsida; Myrtales; Lythraceae
Source: RefSeq, a predicted model, not a curated record
CCAACACAGACAAAGACAAAGGAAUCUGCUGACAUCUCAAAGACUCCAAUCGGCCUUCUUCACUUCCUUGUUUAAGGAGCCAAACUGCCCCCAGUCUGCCAGAUUUCCGUCCUCACCAGUGAGAUCGCAAGGCGGCUUAUUGGAAGCGGCGGUGACCGGAGGAGGUGGAGCAACAAGCUGAGCUAUGGGUCUGAUUAAGUCAACUGUAGGGGACGCGGUGUUGACCAGUCUGUGGGUCUUCAGCGUCUCCACUCUGGGCACCCUCACGGCCAUCUCCGCCGCCGCUCUCGGCCUCCAGGCCAAGUCUUCAUCCGGGCUUCUCCUCAUGACCGCCCUCGCCACCGUUCUCAUGCUCAUCUUCAGUGUCGUCAGCAGCCUCCUCGGCGGCGCCAGCUUCAACCCUGCCACCACCGUAGCCCUCUAUGCCGCGGGGCUCAAACCCGGCGUCUCCCUCCUCUCCUUCGCCGUCCGGUUCCCGGUCCAGGCGGCCGCCGGGGCUGCCGGCGCCAGAGCGAUCUCCCAAGUGAUGCCGGUCCAGUACCGGCACAUGCUGCGGGGACCAUCCCUGAAGGUUGACCUUCACACGGGGGCGAUUGCAGAAGGUGCUCUGACUUUCAGUAUUUGCUUAGUGGCCCUCAUGAUUUUCACAAAGGGCCCGAAGAACCUCUUGAUUAAGGUAUGGUUGCUGGCUACGGCUACGGUGGGGCUGGUGGUCAUUGGUGCGGGCUUCACGGGGCCUGCCAUGAACCCGGCCAACGCAUUCGGUUGGGCCUACAUGAACAACUGGCACAACACAUGGGAUCAGUUCUACGUCUAUUGGAUUUGCCCAUUCAUUGGGGCAGCGUUGGCCGGGCGGGUCUACAGGUUUCUGUUCCCAGUGCAAAAGAAGCCGAAGCAGAAGGCGGCCUGAAGAGACCACAAGAGGUUGUCAUUGAACAACAAUUAGUUAACGUUCACAUGAUCAUGUGAUUGAUAUGUCCCUUUAGAUUGUCAUUUUUUUUCCAGCUUCGUUGCUAACUGUUUGGUCCAGAACACGGGUAUGUGAACAAUCUGAUUUCCCGAUGUAAUUGAUGCGAAAUGACUUAAUCCAAGGCGGCAUUGUCAUGGCUGACUUCAAAUUGUU